This is a messenger RNA of Rhipicephalus sanguineus (brown dog tick), 4384 nucleotides long. Its product is annotated as selenocysteine lyase-like. NCBI's taxonomy places the organism in Eukaryota, Metazoa, Arthropoda, Arachnida, Ixodida, Ixodidae. The record is from RefSeq and is a predicted model, not a curated record.
CUUGUCGCAUCUUGUAGCUUGUGUCUGCUGGUGGCGCUUGAAAGGUUGAGACCGCUGUGCGCUUGCUCUGCAAUGGAAGGUGACAAUGGGCAUCGCUGUGUUUACCUCGACUAUAAUGCAACUGCACCGGUGGAAGAAGAGGUCCAGAAAUCCAUCAUAUAUGCCCUGCAGGUGGCUUGGGGAAAUCCAACGAGCAACCAUGAUGGAGGUACUGAAGCACGUAGAAUUAUAGAUGAAGCUCGUAUGUCGGUCGCAAUGAUUGGAGCAUCGCCACCAGAAAUUGUCUUCACAUCAGGAGGGACAGAGAGCAACAACAUGAUUAUUCACUCGCUUGUGCGUCACUUCAGGAAGACAAGGAGCAGCUUUGCACCCCUCUCCAACUGCAAGAUUCCUCAUGUUAUCACAAGCAACAUUGAGCACAAUUCAAUCCUGCUUACCUUGAAAGACUUGUGUGAAGAUGAGCAUAUAGACCUCACAGUUGUUCCUGUCUCAAAAGUCACUGGUACUGUGUCUGCCGAAGAAGUUAUCACUGCUAUUCGACCCAAUACUUGCUUCGUCACCAUCAUGUUGGCAAAACAACGAGACGGAAUAAUUCAGCCAGUUAAUACCAUUGGGACUCUGCUGAAGGACGUCAACCAGCAAAGAAAGAAGCACAGCCUCCCAGAGGUUCUGUUUCACACGGAUGCUGCACAAGCACUUGGCAAAGUGGCUGUGAAUGUGGAUGACCUGAAGGUGGACUAUUUGACGAUUGCAGGGCAUAAGUUCUAUGGACCUAGAACAGGAGCCCUCUACUUUCGAGACUCUAAGCCACUGUAUCCUCUCCUGUUUGGUGCGGGACAGGAGCGUGGUCUCAGGCCAGGGACACCCAACACUUGCAUGAUUGCUGGAGUUGGAACAGCAGCAAUGCUAGUAGCCAAGAACUUGGGCACAUAUCAUCAGCUUAUGAAAGACUCGAGAGAUUACUUGGAGGAAAAGCUGAAGGAAGCGUUUGGGCCUCUGGUAUCUUUCAACCAUAGAAAAGGGGCCCAGGCUUUGCCAAACACCUGUAGUGUAUCAUUUGCUGGAAUGAAGGGUCCUGAAAUCUUGGCCAAGGCUAAGUAUGUUCUAGCCAGCACAGGGGCUGCCUGUCACCACACAGCAACCCCUUCAAGAGUGCUGUUGAAUUCUGGAGUCCUGGAGGACAAUGCUCGUGGAACGCUUCGACUGAGCACAGGAAGGAAAACAACAUGUGCUGAUGUGGAUGCUGCCGUCAGGAUGCUUCAAGAUGCAGUAUCAGCAAUACAGGAGGAACAGUCUUCUGGGUAGUUGUACUGUCAGCAUGUGUUGCAACAUUAUCUGGUGAACGUAAACUAAAACAUCAGAUACACAUGCUUGGCUGGUGUGCAAGGCACGUUUAAUAUUACAGUGCUACAGUUCUAUAGCAUUGCUUUAGUAAUAUCGCUAAGUUACUAUAGUGAUCUGCUGGUGUGAUUUGUGGCAGUAUCUCAUGAAGUGAGGUAAGGCCUGCAAACACACAAGGAGAGGAGAACCAGACAACAGCUAUCAACUGAAAUGCUCAGGAGUAGCAGCAUCCCACAUCAGUCAGGCACAUGUGCGGGUCUAUGCGAGUGAUAACUGUUAAGGCAUUCCAUUUCUUCUUUAUGCAUGUUAAUUGAAGGCUGGCUUAUGUGUGCAUUUCCACUACUAUUGAUAUGCCAAGCCUCAACGGUAAGGCGCGAUUCUUUGUUCUGUUGUCCGCGUAAAACUGCAUUAUUUAAAUUUUGCCGUGCAUUUACCAUCGCGACUAUGUGACGGAAGGUGAUCAUCUGGUGAGUGACCUUUGGUGCUCAACUAAUCUCCCUUUAAUGUCCUGCCUGCGAUACGUAGAAGUGGCUGCAGCUGAAAGAAGCAUGUACCACACUGCUGUGGCAGUCAGUAAAUUAAUCAGUGUGUUUUACGAAACAAAUGUCUGCCUAUGUUUUCUCUUAUACCUGCUCAUUCUUUCUUUGCAUGGCGGUGCAUAUUUUUCCUAGCUUUUCGCAGCUGUAGAAACGUUAACACUAUAUCUACUUUCUACUAUUUUUAACCUCUCCCAUAAGGAAUGAAUAUGUGGAAUACCUACAAUUCUUUUUUUGUCCUUAUUGGUAACCAUGUUCAGACUUGAUGAAAUGGACUUUUUAAGGCGUUCAGCUACAGUAGCUACUACAACGCGGGGAUAACCUACUUUUAAAGGGACACUAAAGGCAAAUAUUAAGUCGACAUUGAUUGUUGAAAUAGCGGUCCAGAAACCUCGUAGUGCUACUUUUGUGCCAAGGACGUGCUUAUUUUGAAAUAAAAUGUUUUAGUGGUCCGCAUCGCGUUAGCGCACUUCAAAUCACCCGCCUGAAAGCGGUGCUUCUCACGUCACUACUGCCGUGCCUAACGUUGCCCGCCUUUACUGUGCGGAGGCGUGCACUGCCGGCGUGCGCCAUUCGGGCAUCCGGCAACAUCACAUGCAUGCGGCAUUUUGUCGAGCUUUCUGUCAGAGCGACUUUCACGAGCGCGCAAAACACACGCGGCAGUGCGCGAUAUCGAAACUACCACUGAAAUGUGACCACGUGAAAGGAGCAGGGUGCUGGCCGAAGCGCAGUUUGGCGAAAAUGAAACCUUUGAACCACGAGCGCCGUUCCCCUUGGCAACGCCAAAGAGGUUCUUUUUUCCGUGAAUCAAACAGAAACGAACAAGCAGCAUUUUAUUACGUAUCUUGAUGCACUGAAGGUUUUUUUUUUAUUGCAGCUAGUUUGAUUACGAGUGGUCAAUUGUAGUUGAACUCUCUCCCGUCAUCGGGAUCAUUUCCAAAAUGUGCCGCUCGUGGCGCUUAUCGUGUGAUACAUUAGGUUAAUUUCUCGGUAACUAGGGCACUGCUGUUGAUAAUAUUGCCGUUUUAGACAUUGUCAUACUUUGAGCUUUCACUCUGACAUAAAUUGUUAUUUGCCUUUAGUGUACCUUUAAUAGAUGCAUAGCCUGCUUAUUAAAGCUGGCACUCAUUUUGUGCAUGCAGGAUUUAAUGAGAGAAGACUUAAGGCACCAUGUGGCAGUUCAGUUUCUGAACACUUUAGAGUGCCGAGCUAAAAUAUUCAGAAAUGGUUUCGAAGAUCUAGGGGAAUAAUUCUAGUACUACACAUGGUUCUCCUAAAAUGUCACGGAAAUGGCUAGUAAUUGUAUUACACCACUCUGAGGUGGUAGUGGCUUCAUUAUGAUGGAGACUGAUUCUAAGAAAUGCUCAGGUGUUUGCUUGCCUUGGGUGCACAUCAGCAUUAUGUCAUUGUGUCUUUUCCAAACACUGUGUUGCUUUGGGAUGGUGAAGUGAAUUGAAUUGAAUUUAUUUACAACAAUGUAACAAUGUUGAGGGAAACUAGAAAAAAUAAGCUGAUAAAAACAGCUCAAGAGUGAUGUGGCCAGCCUAUACACACGUCUGCAUAAUGGGAGUCGCAACACGAAAAAAAUUAUAGAAUGCAUUGUAUGUGGCUCACAUACAAACAAAGCAUAUUUGUGUAUGCCUCGAGCCUGGAACUUAUACAAUAUUUCCAAUAAACAGCAGAAAUGAAAUGAACAAUCAGCAUAACUUUUCAAAAAUUUGAAUAAGUUUUUUUUAAAGAUGUUGUUCCUGGCAACAUUCUCUGUAGUUCUUUAAAUGAAACUUGUAGAAUGUCAGAGAGCUGUUCUCUGCCACUUGCAUUUAGUAAUGUGAGUCGCAAGAACUGUAGCACGUUUUUGCCAUAAUUUGUGCAACAUUUUUUUUUCUAUUUUUCCAGUUAGGCAUGUUAUAUUUUGUUAUGUUGGCUUCUAGUCCAACCAGCAUUACUAUAGUGCUUUAUUGUUAACUAAACCAAUUUCGUACUGCCAACAUAGGUUGUAAAUGUACAUGCAACUGACUAUAAUAAUACUAUGUCUUAUAAGGAGGGCUCAGAGUGAAAAAGGUAUGGAACAUCGCACACUAGUCAACUGACAUGCUUUUGCAGCACUGCAAGCUUGUUGAUACUAUUUUCAUUUUUAGUUUACCCCAAGCAAUCAAUUUUUAAUAAUUGGGGAAAAAAAAAGAAUGUAUAAAGAAGCGUGUUGGCAGUUUCAUGACAUUCAAAAGAAAUGGGGCAUAUCACACCAAUCAUAUUAUGCUAAUAAUCUGGUCUAUGUGGUCAUCCCAUCUCAUGUGUUUACUGAAGUGUGCUCCCAGUGUUUUUGUUGAUGGUACCAGCUCUAUCUUUAUGUCAUUUAACUUAGUUAGAGCAGGCUUAACAGGCUUGUUAUGACGUUGAAAUAGGGCUGCCUUAGUUUUGUUGGUGUUAUUUUUUAAAGGGGCCCUGCAACACUAUUUCAAGUAAUCGUCGAAUGGCUUCAUUGAAAGAGCUUAUUGCCUCACGAAUCA